AUGGGCGAUGUUGAAGGCAGAUAUACUUACAAGCAACUCAAAGAAAUAGCAGAUUUUCUGAAAGAAACAUCUAAAAUGGAACCGAAAGUCGGUAUAAUUUGCGGUUCCGGACUGGGUACCAUAGCAGAUGCCUUAGUCGACCCUCUAGUAAUCAACUACAGCCAAAUCCCGAAUUUCCCGAGGAGCACGGUAAAAGGCCACUCUGGCUCGUUGGUGUUCGGCUGUCUAUCCUGCGUGCCAGUCGUGGUGAUGAAGGGCCGUUUCCACUUCUACGAAGGCUACCCCAUGUGGAAGGUGACCAUGCCCUGCAGGAUCUUCAAGCUCCUCGGCUGCUCGUACCUGUUCGUCAGCAACGCCGCCGGCAGCAUCAACCCCAAAUACAAAGUCGGCGACAUCAUCGUGCUGCGCGACCACAUCUACUACGUCGGCCUCUCCGGCUACAAUCCGCUGCGCGGCCCCAACGAGUGGGAAUUCGGGCCGCGCUUCCCGCCCACGUCGAAUUGCUACGACGUGGACCUGCGCAAGGCCGGCAUGCGAAUUGCCAAGGAGCUCGGCUACGAGGACCGGUUCUACGAAGGCGUCUACGCCGCUCUCGCCGGUCCUUCCUACGAAUCUGUGGCCGAGGCGCGAAUGUUGUUGAAAUGCGGCGUGGACUCCGUGGGAAUGUCGACGAUACCCGAGGUUUUGGUGGCUGUACAUUGUGGUUUGACGGUGUUCGGUAUCAGUAUAGUUACCGAAGAGGGUAACCUGGAGUGGGCGGUGACGAAGGUACCGAACCAUUUGGAAGUUUUGGCGGCGGCCCAGGCCAUGGAGAAGCCCUUGAGGGAGUUCGUGACGGCGAUGGUGAAGUUUAUGGGUAAUAAGAAACCGUGCCGUUGUGGGUGCUGCUAG
Messenger RNA from Phyllotreta striolata, 891 nucleotides. The record is from the annotation of a GenBank genome assembly. NCBI's taxonomy places the organism in Eukaryota, Metazoa, Arthropoda, Insecta, Coleoptera, Chrysomelidae.